Molecule: messenger RNA, 1983 nt
Organism: Schistocerca serialis cubense
Lineage: Eukaryota; Metazoa; Arthropoda; Insecta; Orthoptera; Acrididae
Exons: 2
Coding region: 238-1620 (460 amino acids)
Source: RefSeq, a predicted model, not a curated record
CAGCAUGUGUUCAGUCCUGUUGUGCGGUGCGUGUGUUGAAGAUAUUGAGGGUUGUGCAGAUUUGAAUUCGGCGGUACUCGACAUUCAUUUGUUGGCCGAGGUAAUCCCCGCAACAGCCGAUAGGUAGCGUUCAGUGUAAACAAGAAAAAUGGCGAUGGUCGAAAGUCACACACAUGUGCAGUGCAGCUUCAAGGAGAUAGAACCUUUUCAUCGUGACGUAGCAAAUAUGAGGAAAACAUGAGUUCUUCAUGCCGUCUUUGCGUGAACCAUCUAGAUGAGUUCUGCUACAUUUGUGGUGAAUACGUUCUUCAAAAGAACAGGAAGAAUAUCACUCCUUUUGUGAAGGAAGCGUAUCUGGCAUAUUUCGGAAUUAAACUUGGAGAUCAAGACAAGGCGUGGGCACCCCAUAAAGUUUGUAAAUGCUGUGUGGAGUGCUUACGGCAGUGGACAAAACGAAAAAGGAAAAGCUUAAACUUCGGAGUGCCUAUGGUAUGGCGAGAGCAGAAGGACCAUACAGAUGAUUGCUAUUUUUGCAUUGUUAAUGUGAAAGGUUUUAAUAGGUUCAAAAAACGAAAGUGGGAAUAUCCCGAUUUGGAGUCAGCAAGAAGACCGGUGGUGCACAGCAACGAUGUUCCUGUACCAGCCUUCACAACAUUACCCACGCUAACAUCAUCAGAUGACGAUGUGCACGACGAGGAAUGUACAAGUAGUGGUUCGGAAUACGAAGGACGUGAGACACAACCCCAGCAGUUCGACCAGAAGGAGCUCAGUGACUUGAUACGAGAACUCAAUCUUUCAAAGCAAGCAUCAGAACUCUUAGCAUCCAGGCUUAAGGAAAAGAACUGUCUUCAUCCAAGUGUUAAAAUAACAGCUUACUGGACGAGAGAAGAAAACCUUCUUCCAUACUUCAACCAAGAAGAGGUUAUAGUGUAUUGCAGCAAUAUACCUGGACUUUUACUUGAAUUGGGGCUGCCGGAAUAUAGACCAGAGGACUGGCGUCUCUUCAUAGACAGUUCCACUAGAAGUUUAAAAUGUGUUCUCCUACACAAUGGCAAUCGUUACGCAUCUAUUCCAAUUGCCCACUCAACAAAACUUUGUGAAGCAUAUGCUAACAUCAAGAUGGUUCUGCAGAAAAUUCAGUGUAUGCAGCACCAUUGGUUGAUUUGUGUUGAUUUGAAAAUGGUGAACUUCUUGCUUGGACAACAAAGUGGAUACACAAAGCACCCAUGUUUUAUCUGCAUGUGGGAUAGUAGGGCAAAGCACGAACAUUGGAAGCAGAAAACAUGGCCUCCAAGGGAACAUAUGGCUGUUGGUGAAGCAAACAUCAUUAAUGAACCUCUGGUUAGUAGGGACAAGAUUGUUCUUCCACCAUUACAUAUUAAGUUAGGACUAAUGAAGCAAUUCACCAAAGCUUUAGACAGAAAUGGUAAUUGCUUCACAUACAUCUGCAAUACGUUCCCUGGACUCAGUUGUGAAAAACUUAAGGCAGGAAUAUUUGAUGGUCCUCAAAUUCGCAGGCUCAUCAACGAUACCAAUUUUACAAGUGUCAUGACUGUCACUGAAGCAUCGGCACUGGAACAGUUUUGUCGCUGUUGUAAAAUGUUUUUUGGGCAAUCAUAAAGCUCCCAAUUAUGAGGAACUGGUCAAAAACAUGCUCACUAACUUUCAAAACUUAGGAGCUAACAUGAGCAUAAAAUUGCACUUCCUUCACAGCCACUUGGAUCGAUUUCCUCGUAAUCUAGGUGAUUUCAGUGAGGAACAAGGAGAGCGGUUCCAUCAAGAUAUGAAAGGAAUAGAGGAAAGAUAUAAAGGAAGAUGGGACAGGCAUAUGAUGGCAGAUUAUUGCUGGAAUCUGCAACGUGACUGUUCUGAAGAGACCUAUAAAAGGAAAGCGUGCAGGAAGCGGUUCGUCAUGGACGGAAAAUGAUAUAGAGAAACUUUUCAAUUAUGUUUUAUACGUGGACAAAUGCCUAUCAGGUUUUC